AUGCCUACCGUCAUUGGUAACUCGACUCCCUGGAAGCAGAUCAGCGAAUCUCGCACCAGCGAGCUCCGCGACAGGCAAGAGAUCUGCUACCAGACUGCUGUUAUCUGGGCUCGGGUGACAGGUGAGAAGACUUUGGAUGACAGCGUUCAUGCUCCCACGCCCAACUGGCAGCUCGAGUCGAAAUGGCAAGUGACUUAUGAGUCCUACGUUUCUGAUCUAGCUUCGUCUCGCACUGAGAUGUUUCAUCGCUCGGCUGUCUCCCACGACAAGACUGCACCUCUCGCUGCUUCUCUGCAUGCCUCUGGCCACUACAAGAAAGCGACCGCAGCUGCCACCGCCGAUCCCACCGACAGCCCCGGAUAUGACAAUGAGUCUGGCAAGACUGACGAGAUCAACACCCUUGGCAGCACCAAUGAUACCGGCAUCCGUCCUGUCGCUUCUGCUAAGGACUUUAUGAAUUCCUUCCGAGCUUUGCGAGUCGCCGAAGCUGCCGCUGCUGCCGCUGCCGAGCCUGGCCCUCCUCGUCGUCUGUUGUUCAAGAACCUGCCUGAGUGGGCAACCAUCUCCCACGUUCUGCACCUUGUCUGGGGCGGUACCAUUGAGCGGGCCUGGAGUGAGACCUCUGGUGAGGUCAAUGUCCAGUUCACCGAUGCCGACGACUGCAACAGAUACUUCGAGCAGUAUUCCGAGGGCAUCUCCAUCAAGGUCGGUGAUGAUGGGACCCAGAUCUUCAUUGAGCUCAUGGACAAUGACAUUGAGCACCCUGAUCUUGCAAGCCGUAUCAGUGCCGAUGCUUCGCGUCUCGUGUGCCUCUCUGGCCUGGCAACUUCCCUGGUGGGACAAAACGAUGAGCCCAUUUUGGGUAUUGCCUCUCAGCCUGAGUGGGAGAAUAAGGAGCUUGAACAAAUUCUGAUCGAGUAUGGCACGGAUGUAAGUCUUCCUCCCAGCGUGGACUCCAUUGAUGUUGAAAUACUUACUGACUCAAUGAAGGGCACUCUUAAUAUCCAUGUCUCUUUCUUCAACCUUCACGACGCUUGGGAUUUCUACCAAGAUAUCAAGGAAGGCACUUAUGAUUGCAUUUCCAAGUUCGAGGCUGACCCGUAA
Molecule: messenger RNA, 1104 nt
Organism: Penicillium antarcticum
Lineage: Eukaryota; Fungi; Ascomycota; Eurotiomycetes; Eurotiales; Aspergillaceae
Exons: 2
Coding region: 1-1104 (367 amino acids)
Source: RefSeq, a predicted model, not a curated record